Amoebophrya sp. A25 is the source of this 5998-nucleotide messenger RNA. The record is from the annotation of a GenBank genome assembly. Lineage: Eukaryota; Dinophyceae; Syndiniales; Amoebophryaceae.
CUUCACCGUUGUGGUUAUUAGCACAUUGAAAAAUACACACCAAAUGGUUUCAUAGAACACUUCUACAUCAACGGUGCAUGGACGUUGUAGGAAAAAUGGCGAGCCGCGGCCUUCCUUUACGGAUGGGCUCGCGAGAGUUUCUUGUUGCGUUUCGAUCCAUUUCACACCAGACAUGCAGAGGACCACGACCGGAGGUCCUAAAACAAGCCUUCCUCCAGGAUUCCUUGGCACAUGCAGAGGUCCUAAAACAAGCCUUGGCAACCACGCCUCAUCCUCAACACAUCGCGAUUAGGUCUUCCAGACGCCGUAGUCGUGAUGAACUCCUGUUUAUGCUAAGCAGGAGGAGAGCUUUGUCCUCACAAGCAGGAAAGGGUGGUCCGCAGAAGGAUGCUGCGACAUCAACGGCAGCUACUGCUGCAACUAAUCCUAAUGAAAUGAUAGUAGACGACCGAGAUGAGCCUAAAAAGGACUUCCGACUCACAACUGAAGAAGCAGACAAGUAUAAUCGAUGGAGUGUGUUUCCCAAAGUGUUUCUCGUGCAAAUACCAACUUAUGAUCACAACUUUUACAACAGUUUGAAUGAUGUGCUAGCAUCUCUUACUCCCAGAAGAUAUGAUUCAUUUUGCACGUAAGCUACAUCCCGAUGAUUGAUUAUUUUGUGGAACAAGAAUUGCUUAUUUGUAAAAUCCUGCGGUUAAGAAAUUCUGCCAUCUAUUUGUAUUUCACAUUUUGUUAAGCUUAAGUCUACUUAUAUCUUCUAAUCUUCCGGCGCCGUCUACGCCUGGUCGAUGUGGGCACCCGAUUUGUGCAAGUCAUUGGGCGUCGUCUCAGCUGCAGCGUUGGAUUGGAGUCUUGCUAGUGUGGGCAUGACUUUCUCCAGUCUAGCAGUUGGAUUUGGCAUCUCUGUAGGCCUCCUGGGCCCUACAAUGGAGAAAUACGGUGCGAGGAAGAGCUCCUUCGUAGGAGGCCUCCUUUUUGGAGGUGGACACUUAGCUAAGGUUCCUGUAGUAAUCUACUAGUCUACCCUAAUUAAAUGUCUCUGCUACCUCUUGAAUGGGUACACUACUACUACUACUACUCUAAUCUAUGAAACGAAAAUUUGUUAUCAUUCCUUUUUCUUUUCCUAGUUAGCUUGGCUCCACUCGUAUUUAUUAUCAAGUUUCUGAAGAAGAAAAGCAUGAUAAUGAUAACAGAUUUUCUUUUCAUAUAAUCUAAUCUUUGAAUACUGUCUCUGAACACGUCUCCAUGUAUGGUUCGAUCACAAGGAUUCCCUUCUUGUUUUCCUCAUGAAGAUCGAAAUCAGGUUACCAAAUACCAGCACCAUUCACUCUACGGCCAUCAUGAACGAUGGUAACAGAGACAGCAGCAGGCAUCCACUGCAUAGCUCUUGAAAACUAUCCAUGGGGUAGUACAACUCUUUCCUUGAUUUCACUGCGAGUUUGCGAUACUCUUCAAGGAUGCAGUUGGAGCACGGAACUUUCUGCUUUGUCAAAUAAUUCGUGUUGACCUUGUUUUUAGUCAAAUUGACCUUGUGGUCUACAUCUAAUUUAGUAUCUGCUUUGGGAUGCUAUUACCACUUCUUGCCUGCUAUAUGGUUAGGCUGGGGCUUCGCAGGUGGGCUUGGCUGGGGACUUGGGUAUAUUCCACCAAUUGGGUUGUUGGUUAAGUUAAGGUACAAUCAUCAUCAUCAUCAUCAUCAUCAAGAAUGGCUUCUCACUGACUUCUAGGCACCAACCAUGGGCUUACUAGUUAGGUCGUUAGGAGCUUGACAAGCUUGUAGUCGAUCAAAUUAUACGUAUUUCUUAGUCGCUUAAAGCCAAGACACUGCAUCUUAAUCAUUAUAAUCUAUGGUCCAGUAAGAGUAAUAUCAGAUUAAUGAUGAUAGUUGCCCUCUUCUCUUUUCUAUUUUCCUCUGGUCUUUCUUUUUUCUAGUUAGGUCGUCUCCGCCACAAAUAUCAGAAUCUUCAUCUCAAAAAUACUUCAUCUUUCUACCCUUUGACAUCUUCUUCUUACUAGUCGUAUUUCAGGUUGUGUUUUUCACUGUUUCCCUUAUGUAUCCCAAUCGUAACCUUCUGGUUCCCUUUUCUAACCUUCUGUUUCCCUUUUAUCCCUUUUCUAACCUUCUGGUUCCCUGAUCGUAAAGGCACUGCUACCGGAGCUGGCAUUGCGGCGUUCGCUAGCGGAGGACUUUUUGCAGCUCCAAUGAUAGAAGGAUUGAAGACGGCGUUUGCGAAACCUCCUGUUUCACUUCCGGUCGGCGAUUUGAGCAUUUUGAAUACCAAAGUUGAAAUAUGAAAGGAAAAAGUGUGUACCUGUACUCAUUCUCAUAGUCAUGCUCUUCAAGACAAGAGGGUUUAGGGUCAGGGUUUCCUACUCAGCACGUGCCUCGUAGUUGCUUGCGGGUGAGUAGAGUACACCUUCUCCGGUCAUAAGAAGAAGGCAGACAAUGGAUACAGCUUGCCGCGGAUACAGGCCUCCCGAAUUGGCAUGAGGUGAUCCAAGAGGGGGACUUCCUUUACCAAGUUGGGACUGGAGAGACUGGCUGCGCAGGAGCCUUUGCGAGUUUAGGCCUGUUGUAUACGCUAUCUAUGACCCUUGGAAGUUCGACGUUGAAAGAGCCACCAGUAGGGUGGCUGCCGCCUGCUAUGAGGAUCGCAGCGCAAGAAGCGCCUACAUCAGUAGCAAAUUCCGCAGGAGAUGGUAACACCACUAAAACAUCAGAACAAGAAGCUUCCUCGUCGACAGCGCUCGUCGACACCUCUGUCUCAGCUCAGGACGCCAUGAAAACCUCGCAGUUCUACCUCCUCUGGCUAACUCUAGCCUGCAACGCUAGUGCCGGUGUUUGCGUGAUCUCGUCCGCAAAACUGAUGAUGGGAGAUAUCUUCGCAGCGAAAUUCCCUGCUGUUUAGGGAAGACCCUGAUUUCUUGAAACAAAGGGCUAUUAUUUAACAAACAAUUCCCAUUUUGGAGUUUUUAACGACUAAAUCUUCAUCUUCUAGCUCAACAGUCAAGACGGUAAAAAUAUUGUUUUUCUCAACAAGGAUUAUAGGCUUAAGAUCCAGAUUUACUCAUAGUACUCAUACUUUCCCACCUGCUCCUAAGUCAAGAUCCUCGUCCUUUCUAUUUCAUUCUUUCGUCACCACUGGCUUUACGACGGGCUUCGUAGGCGCAUUAUCAGUUGCAAACGCAGGUGGGCGAUUAGUCUGGGCGAGCUGUAGUGACAUUAUUGGCCGAAAAAGUACCAUGUUCGUCACUUCCUUGUCGCUUCCAUUAAGGCUACAAGAAAUCCACCUGCUCAAACAUCUUGUUGCCUUUUUUUAAGGGAAAAGGGGAACCAACGCGGAUACUUCUUCUGCUGAAGCUGGACUUGUGAUGGGUCUAAUUUCAGCGUGCUUGUUAGUGCCGCAGAUAACAGGGAUGCUUGGUCAGCCGGAGGUGGGCAAUGGCGCUUUGAAUUAUGAAGAAUGAGUAUUUUUGACUUGUACUUAAAAAAAGACUACAUGUAGUUCUUGUUGUUAUAUCUAGCAAAUAUAGAAGAAAAAAUUCUACUUCAACGGCAACAUGAUAAUAUAGAUAGCGAGCUAUGCCGUGGAAUGUUUACAAUAAUUGGCGGGGUUUUGUGUUGAGGUGUCGAGGAGCAAUGUUGUGGGAUAAUACAGAAGAUUGUACUACAAACAUUGCUCCUCGACACCUCAGCAGAAACUGUCCUACCCCCCCAACGGAGACUGUCCCACCCCUAAUCCUCCCUAGCAGCUGGCGCUACCGAUCCUUCUCUUUUACCGCUCUACGUCUUUUAUGGGACUACCUUUGCGAUUGUUAGUUGGUACGGUGGCGUCUUGGCGCUUGUUCCAAGCUAUGCUGCUGACGUAUUCGGCACGCGGGAAGUGAAUGUGAUCUAUUUACGAUGACCAUGAAUUACGCUAAUUCUAAACCUAAUCUAUCUUCCGAAGCAUCUUGGAGCAUAAAAAUGAGACUGGGCGGUAAAGAGAAGUAAGCUCUUGAGAAAAGGUGAAGCAACAUCUUGGAGCUGUCCCAUAACAAUAUGGGGACAAGACCAGAAGCAGGACCUUAAAAGAUACUUGUAUCUGCUAAAAAAGAUACAGCAUCUACUUCUUCAAGAUGUUGAUCAAUCUCAAUUUAUUAUUUGUGGAUAUUAAUUUCUCUCUCGCUUAGAAAUACUGAUCUUAGAAAGUCCUAGGUUCAUCUUAUUAUUUCUCUGUCGCAUCUCUCUUAUUUCUCUCUCUAAUCUCUGGCCGCCUCAUGACGGGCUGGUCAGUCUCCGCGAUCGGCACGCCUGGAUUGUUAGCUUACCUGCGAUCUGUGGACGAACGGAAAGCCAUAGAGAACCUAGUGAAGCAAAUUCCUCCCGAGAAGUUCCAAGAAAGGUUUGCGGUGAAUGCGUCUUAUGAAGAAACAUGAAAAACUGAAGAGUGAUCUCGGAAUCGCGGCUACAAGUUGUAGACUCGUCUUCAAUCCAAAUAUUAGAAAAAAAAGGUUCACUAGUCGUGGUUCUACUAGUACCUCUUGAACUUCUCCAAAGAGGAUUCGGAUUGUGUUUUUUAUUCUCUAAAAGAACAUGAUGUAUUCGAAAACUCGAAAUAAGCGAGUUACUGACUGAAAUAAGAGAGGCUUGACUACAUUCCUCUUCUUUCUUCAGUAUCUCCCUUCUUUUCACUAGUCACUCGCUUAUUUCAGUUUAUCGAAUAGUUUAUUUUGCUCAGUGCUGGUCCGCUUUCUACUUCUAGUUGGGUAGAUUUUCCAUUUCCACUUCUAACAUCUCCCUGAAGCUUUGGAUACGUUGAUCCAGGCAAAAGCGGUCACGAUCAAGCGCCUCCUGGAAAUCGCGCCAGAGGGUGUGAUCGACCCCACGCCGUUCCUCUACGACACCACUUUCUACAGCAUAUCUGGGAUUCUGGCGGUAGCUGCGGUCUCAAAUGCACUCAUUCGAAAGGUGAAAUGAGCAUACUAUCGCGUGCAAUCAUCAGGAAGGUAAAUAAUUGGCUCACAGCACUGUUGUUGUUGGUUGAAGGUAUUAUGGCUGACUUAACAACUCAUUUAAGGUGGAAAUGUGAUUGUGAAGUGAAUGAAAUAUACGAUUAUGGAUACACGCUACAUUGUUCAGAAAUAGAAAGGGCGAAAGUACAGUAGAGUGGUAGUUGAUGAACUGUAGGGAUGGAGGUUGCAGUGCUGGAUUGCGCAACGACAUCUCAAAAACUUACGUCAUGUGUGUCGCUGAUACGUAGCAGUAGCACUAAUCAUGGCACCUAGAACUAGAUAUUCUAAGAACAAGAUGGGCAUUCGAAAUUAGAAAGGUUUCAGCCCGUUUUACUUGAUAGGCUGCAAUCUUGUAAUCGAAGGAGAAAAAUAGAUACAUUAGGAGUCCGCGUAAGAUUCUGGAAACAUGAUCCCUGAGCGAGGGAAGUAGUAGGUCACAUCCGAACUACCUCAAGCUGCUCACAUCCUAAAUUAGAAACUCUACUAGUGCUGUAGUGUCGAACAGUCGACACAAAGAACUGAAGUCACAGACUCUAUAGUUUUGAACACCAUUUAGUAUGCAGAACUAGGUACUGAGAACAGUUGAUCAUCUCGCUCUUUAAGUAGCGUCAAAAGUAACGUUAGCGGGAGUAAGUACCUGGUUGCUUGCAAAAAAUGAUAAUAACUCACGAAAAAUAGGGCGAAGCAAGUGCAGUACUACAGAUGAAUGGCGCAAGAAGAACAUGGAGUAGAUUCUACUUACUAUCCUUCUAGAACGUAAAAGUCUUGCGCCUGUCAAAUUAGACGAAGUGACAAGACGAGCUGUAGUAUCUACUUGAAGAUAAGCUCGUCCGAUUAGCGUGCCGACUUCUAGUAGACUCGUGAUGCGUGAACAUCAGGAUCAGACCUGCUCUUCACCAACUACCACUCAAAAAUAAGCACGGCCGGCACAUGAUAGAUCAAAAAAAAAUGAAAUUAAGAAGAAGGGACACGUGCACGUCGAAGCUGACACGGUAAAAAAGAG